This is a messenger RNA of Seriola dumerili (greater amberjack), 3491 nucleotides long. It is a transcript of the gene riox2, whose product is annotated as ribosomal oxygenase 2. Gene Ontology annotation, cellular component: nucleolus. The record is from RefSeq and is a predicted model, not a curated record. Bases 77 to 1489 code for a protein of 470 amino acids. Lineage: Eukaryota; Metazoa; Chordata; Actinopteri; Carangiformes; Carangidae. The transcript is spliced from 10 exons. Gene Ontology annotation, molecular function: histone H3K36 demethylase activity; histone H3K4 demethylase activity.
ACAUUUUAAGGGAAACACAACUCGGUUCACGUGGGUCUGGACACGGCUGAUCUCAGACGUUGAAGGGAAGGUUAAAAUGCCAAAGAAAAGCAAAACAAAGAAUGUGAAGAGACGGAGUAGUGAUGAUGAGCAGCUCCAACCUAAACUGAGCAGGGUAGAGCAAAGCGACACUCCAGCCCCUCUGUGCUUCCAAAGCCCUGUCAGCUUGUUCGAGAGCCUCAUCCAGCCAAUGGGGACAGAGCAGUUCUUCAGGGAGUACUGGGAGAAGAAACCUCUCCAUCUUCAGAGGUCUGAUUCAAGCACAGCAUCCUACUACCAGUCUUUGUUCCAGCUUUCUGACCUGCAGAGCUUGUGCUCUCAGGGUCUGAGUUACUACAGGGACAUCAAUGUCGUUCGCUGCAUCAAUGGCAAGAAAAAAGUGCUCAACAAGGAAGGGCAAGUGAAGAGCAGUGUUCUCAAUAAGUACUUGGUUCAGAAUAAGGCCACCAUCCAGUUCCACCAGCCACAGAGGUUCAAGGAUGAAUUGUGGAGGAUCCAGGAGAAGCUCGAGAGUUUUUUUGGAGCCUUGGUGGGAUCCAAUGUCUACAUCACACCACAGGAGUCCCAGGGUCUUCCAGCUCACUAUGAUGAUGUUGAGGUAUUUAUCCUGCAGCUGGAGGGACAGAAACGGUGGCUUCUCUACAAUCCUACUGUUAGACUGGCAGCAGAGUACAGCCUGGAAUCAGCGGAGCGGAUCGGCAGCCCUACCCAUGAUAUUAUACUUAAGGCUGGAGAUCUUCUGUACUUUCCCAGAGGCACCAUCCAUCAAGCCAGCACUCCAGCAGGAGUGGACCACUCCACCCACUUGACUCUCAGCACUUACCAGAGAAUGUCAUGGGGAGAUCUGUUGUUGGACAUAUUUCCCAGUUUUCUAUGUGACAGCAGCAGGACUGAAGUCAGCCUGAGAGAGGGCAUGCCCAGAAGACUCUUACUGGGUAGCAGUGAAGGUCUAGACACCAGCAGUCGGCUGGCCACUGCCCUCAGAUCUCUGGCUGAUGAAUUGGAAACGGGGAUGCUGGAAGUUCGCUCCACUCACAUGAAGAGAGACUUUAUCAUGAACAGACUGCCACCAUAUAGCCAGCAGCUGCUCACACCUUCUGAGAGGAUUCCUGCCUUGGAGGAUAUGGUGUGUUUGAGGUGUAAAGACCACAUGGUAGUAACAGUGGAGCAAAGUCAAGAAAGAACAGAUGAGGCCACAGAGCUGGUUGUCUUUGUCUUACAUUCUUUGAAGAACCAGAGGGAAAGCCACAUGAUGGGUGAAGUUUGUGAUGAAGAGGAGGAACAUGAUGUCUCCAAGGGCUUGAAGUUCCCUCUGUCCCACCUCCAGGCCCUGCGACAGCUCCAACAGGCAGAGCAGCUGGCUGUGGCCCAGCUCCAACUGCCCACCCAGGAGGCCAAGCUCAGUCUGGUCCUGGCUCUCUGGAGUGAGAGCCUGCUGGAGGUGCUGUAGCACACCACUACAUCAAAAUAUGACUGAAGUGAAGUAUUACAUCAACGUAUGUUGAUUUUUACAAAUCCUUCUAAAUGUUUCUCCUCGCCUUAUUCUGUUUCCCUCCUGAAUAAAGUUGGCACAGCUCCAGCAGUGCAGGAUCUGAAGCUCUGAUCUCAUGUCACCAGCUUCUUUGAUGCGAUCUCUCAUUCAGCUUUUAUUUCAUCUGUUUUACUUUUUUAAAAAAAAAAGUGUGUUUCAGGAGUUUAUUUUCUAUCAUCUAUAGUGCUGCCCCCAACCAAAGAUUUUCCUGCUCACCACACCAACAUAAUAACUCAUAAUGAGCCUAUAUACUUUUUACAAGCACAUGAUAUAUAAUAACACAUAUUUAUCUAGGCUGUUUAACCUCAGAGCACAUAAAAACCGAAGGUAUACAGUGUUACCUCUUUAAAUCCACCUUAACCUGCAAUGGUCCAAAGGCUUAUUUGAAACAAUUCAUUUAAGGCCACUAAGACCAGAAAUUGGAAUAAACAACAGUAUUUGAUACAGCCAUUAUCUACAUGUAUGGAUUGAACCACACAACAUGCCUUGUGUUGGUUUCAAGUCUGGAUUAUUAUUUGUUUGCUUUAUUACAAACAUCAGUUUUGAAUGGCAUUCUUGUACUUCUGGAAGAGAACAUGUUCCUGUUUCACUCCUACUUUCUAUAUAAGAGGGGAUGUAGAUUAUUAUUAUUUUUUUUAGUUAUGAAAGAUUUAUGUACAAGCAUUAAGGUAUAGAAAAACAUUUGACAAACAAGGGACAUCAGAUGAGAAAGAGCAGUCUGAAUAACAAAGAAUAAAAAACAUUUAGGUAAACAAAAACAAAAUAAUAUGAAAAUGAAGUCAUGAAUGAAAAAAAAGAGUUCUACAUAUGAUCUUUUCAGUUCUUCAUCAGCUCUAAUGAGAGACUUUGCGUGAGUUGACUGUCCACAGUGUCCCUGUUAACGACAGAAGACAGGUUUUAUCUUCCUUCUUUUAGAUGUGUGGAUGAAGAAUUUAGACAGAAAUGUUAGGUUACUGAACAUCAUAUCACUUUUCUUGUGGUGAUACAGCAGUCCUGUAGCAUGUCACAGAGUACAUACAAUAUAAAAAAAAUCUUUAUCACAAAAACUGCACUUAAUGUGUUUUAGUCUUACUAUGGAUUUAAAAUGGACCCAUAUUGUCUUGGGCACAGAAAAUUUCUAAUUUUGAGCACAUGACUGAUUUACCUUCGUACAGUGGUGCAUGAAGUACUCAGAUCUUCUUAGGAGAUAAUAAGAAUUUUGACAUGUAGAAAUAGCCUACUCUGUUCCAAGAAAAAUUCCUGUGCUGAGAAUUUUACUAAAAUAAAAGUAGAAUAAUAUUAAUAUAAAUAAAGUGCUUAAAGAAAAACUACAAAUUAUGCAGGAUAGCCUAUUUCAGAAAAUUAUUGAUUUAUGAUUAUUGAUGCACAAACAUGUAAGUGUCAUUAAUUACGCUACAUACCUAGUUUAUAGCACUAGAUCAUUUAUUUGUUGAAUAUGUUUUCUAUCAAUAAUCUGAACUUGCAAAGUGACUAAAGCUGUCAAAUCAAAGUGAAGCAUAAAGUACAAUGUUUCCCUCUGAAAUGUAUUUGAAGUGUAAAGUAGCAUAAAACGCUUCCCUGCAUAAAUUUUCAUCACAUUCUCUCCAAAUCCCUGUCAAUUUGAGGAAUGUAGUCUUUUAUUUUGCGGUAAGACAAAGUCAGAAUCAGAUGUUGAAAAAGACAAGUUCUAUAUAAUUUGAUAUGAUUCACUUGUUUCUUUUGUAGUUCAUGUUUGAUUCUGUAAAGUUAAUCAUUAGAGUUUUGAAAGAAUUCCUCUCCUAAAUGCAGCUUAAGAUUUUCUUUCUGAAAGUAAUGGAGUGAUAUUAGAGGAUACUGAAUAUAAUGGCUCUGAAACCUUGCCAAUAUACAGUGGCCCCUUCACUUUUUAAAUGGAUCAAAUUUUCAUACACUCAAUAAAUCAUCAAUGGCAAAGUGAAACUUU